Messenger RNA from Doryrhamphus excisus (bluestripe pipefish), 2576 nucleotides. It is a transcript of the gene skida1, whose product is annotated as SKI/DACH domain containing 1. The record is from RefSeq and is a predicted model, not a curated record. Lineage: Eukaryota; Metazoa; Chordata; Actinopteri; Syngnathiformes; Syngnathidae.
GGACUGGGUGCGCCGAAUGAAUGGGGCCGGCUCGCUGCAGCUGAGAGUCAGCAUGUCAAAGUUCGGCGUGGAGGUAUGAGCAAGGAUGCCCAUGAAUCCAUAGCCGGGAUUAAUGCAUUUGGAGAGGAUCCAUAAAACAUGGGCGACCUGGAGUGUGGCUUUGAGGAAAUGCAAGGAGUCAGACUGGGCUACCUGCUCAUCCAAGGCAAGCAAAUGUUUGCUUUGUCUCAGGUCUUCACCGAGCUGCUCAAGAACAUUCCACGCACCACCGUGCACAAGCGCAUGGACCACCUGAACGUGAAGAAGCACCACUGUGACCUGGACGAGCUGCGCAAGCUCAAAGCAAUAAACUCCAUCGCGUUCCACGCAGCCAAGUGCACUCUCAUAUCUCGGGAGGACGUGGAGGCUCUGUACGUCUCCUGCAAAACCGAGCGGGUGUUGAAGUCCGGCAGCAACAAAAGGAAAGCGACGUCGUGCGUCACCGCGGAACGCCUCGCGUCCACGGAGCUCCUCCGUGCGGACGCAGAGCUCUGGCAGGAAAAAGUUUGGUUGAGUUUGCACGGCGUGCACGACAAAGCGGCGAAGGGGAGGCGAGAACCCUGCGACUCCAAACUACCUCACUUUUACCACAAAACCCACGGACGGGAUUACCGCUCGGCCACGAAGUCCACUCACAGACACUUUAAAAACUAUGAAACAGCCAAGUUGCAAGGGAACCGGGUGACAUUCAGCCAGAGGCACUCGUUUUUCCGGAGCGCUCCUGCAGCAGCGCUCCAGUCCGCCAUGGCUGCUCAGUCCAGGCUCUCUCGCACAGCCGGCGACGUUCAUCACAAAAGGAAGAGGCGGCGCGAAGGGGGCGGCGGCAGGGACGGCGUGAGACACCCCUGGAGGAGCAGACACCACCAACACGUCCCGCCGGUUCUACUCGUCCAACCCAAAUCAUCCAUUACGCACCGGAGCGCUUUUGGUGCCUUCCAGCUCAGCCCGGACUUCUACAUUCACCAUCAUCAUCUCCAGCCGAGCUUCCCGGAGAGCAGCGACACCGAGUCCAGCACCUAUUCAGACCGCGCCUACCCGGACUCGGAUUUUGGUUCCGGAUUAUCCACCACCAGCAGCUCAGACGAGGAGGAGGAUGACGACGACGAGGAUGACACCCAGUCAGAAAGCACUGAUGUCAGCUCGGAUGAGGAGGAAGAGGAGGAGAGCUCUUCUCAUUCUGACUCCAGUUCCGUAUCCAGCCGGGUUUCGGUUCAAAGCAUCCGGUUCAGACGAGCCCGAGUGGGAACCCUCGCCAAAACCCUUAACCCAAUUAACGCUCCUCUGGUUCUGCAGCCCACUUUCCACUACAACAACCAGCAGCACCAGGACAGCUCACCACUGCAGGCCCAUGCAGCAUCCACACACGAGAAGUGGCAAUUUAGGAAUCACUCCGGAUCCAUACCUAAAUUACACUCAGUGAUUUUCACCGAGACCAAAUGGGACAAAGAGGGACCAAAGCAGGCCCUCCACGCACCACGCAGGACGUUCGUGUGUCCCAUCAACGAGCACAAAGACCACAAAGUACCCUAUAACGAUGAAAGGGGUGUGAGAUCCACAGGACCUAGACUCACUCCGCCUAAGAAAAUAAAGACCGAGGCGGAGGAGUCCUCUGUGACGGCCUCCCCCGCCCCCGAGAGCGGCUCCAAGGUAGCCAGGACGCCGCCCCCUGGUCUCCAUAAAGUGAAGUUAAAAGUGGAAGAGUGUUGCGAUGAAUACGAACACCACAGCCAGCCUGCUGCAGCCAAAUGCAAAGAACCACAGAGCAGCACUGAAGCGCCAUUGGAAGUUCGAACCCCGGAUGUGUCCCCCGCGUCACAGGGACACAUGAGCAGUCAUGAACCGCUCGAUGAAGUGGAAGCGAGAGGUAAAAAUUGCAAGGCUCCAACCCUGGCCAGGAGAUCCAGGCUUUCCAGGGCGCAAUCAAAACAAGCCAGGGCCACCAGGGCUGCUUCCUCCUCCUCCUCCUCUUGCGGCUCCCAGCCUUGCGAAGAAGCCUCCGUGGAGGAUUUACCCAGCCGACGUAAACGCAGCGGUGCGAACGCCGCGACAUGGACCGGAAAAAUGCCUUUCAGUUUGAUGGCCAACUUCCCAUUCUCGGCGUCGCUGGUUGUUGGCAGCGACGGGGAUCUGUGCCCGGCUUACUCCCUCAACUCUCUGAAGGGCGCCGGGCCUCCCCCUCCGUCUCACCCCGUGUGGAGCUGGCAGCCAGGCGGACAUAUUCUCCCUCCCCCACACGCUCACAGAACGAGGAGAUACUGAGCAGGGAAAAAAAACAAAAAACAAAAAAGCAAAUCUCCCUCAAAAUACACAUUUUUUUAAACCCCAUUGUAAAUGCAUUUUCAUUAUGAACACAGUUGCAGUAAACGCCCACUGUGUGGACUGUGAGGCCCCCCGUUAGUGGAUUUAUAUAUAUUUUUAAACAAGCUACCAGCCCUAAGUGAUAUAAAAUGACUUUUUCCCCUCGACCUGUUGGAUUGUAUACUGUGCCAGGGUGUCUCUGGUUGGUGCUUUGUCUGAAAAAAAAAGGAUGUACUGUU